AUAAUAAUGGAUGAUGUGGCAAUAGGAUAGUAGCUAGUGUAUUGUGGUGUACUAGAACUCACCGCAGAGAAACCCAUUACAAUAUAAUUCUCUUGAAACCCUAGACACGUCCGAAUAUCCCCAAAUUAAUAAAUCAUCGGUCUCGGCCUCGCUUUUCUCAGGUGAGGCAUUACUCUUUUGAGAAAACUUUCAAUUUCAUCUUCAGGGUCGGUAACAGUGAGAUAUUUAGUUCAAGUUUCGAUUAGGUUUUGUUGCUAAAAAAAUCAAAACAAGAUUAUGGAAGGGGAUUUUUACAUACCCAUAUGUAGUUCUCAGCUGGUGAUCAUUUUUUUCUCUUUGUUUUAGUAUUGCCGCUUACAAAGAAAAUUUCUGUAUCUUUUGGUAUAAAGCAUACCAUGUUUUUACCGUGCCUGAAGAAGCUUGAAGGUAGUGAAGAUUUGAUAGGGAAAGGGUCAGAUUCUUUUGGGCUUUAGAGUUUAUUGGUGAUUAUAGUACAGUUUUUGAAAUGGGUUCUGCUUCUUUUCUUCCCAAACAUGUUGCCUCUGUAGUAAAGUACCAAAGGGAUCCGCUGAAAGCACUUGAAUUGUUUAACUCAGUGAAAAGGAAAGAUGGGUUUAAGCACACUUUUCUUACUUACAAAUGUAUGGUUGAUAAGCUUGGCCUUCAUGGGGAGUUUGAAGCUAUGGAGCGGUUGCUCUUGGAGAUGAGGAUGAACGUGGAUAAUAGUUUACUCGAAGGAGUGUAUAUUGGAGCCAUAAGAAACUAUGGAAGAACAGGUAAGGUUCAAGAAGCUGUAAAUGUUUUUGAGAGGAUGGAUUUUUAUAAUUGUGAGCCUUCAGUGCAAUCUUAUAACGCAAUCAUGAAUUCACUCAUUGAGUAUGGGUAUUUUAAUCAAGCCCACAAAGUGUAUAUGAGGAUGAAAGAUAAAGGAAUCGAACCAGAUGUAUAUACUUAUACAAUUAGGAUCAAGUCUUUCUGUAGGACUAGUAGACCUCAUGCUGCAUUGAGGCUUCUCAAUAACAUGCCUUCCCAGGGUUGUGAGUUUAAUGCAGUUGCAUAUUGUACGGUCAUUGGUGGAUUUUAUAAAGAAGACUAUCGUGUGGAGGCUUAUGAAUUAUUUGAGAACAUGCUUGCUCAAGGUUUUUGUCCAAGUAUUACAACAUUCAAUAAGCUUAUACAUACUCUUGCUAAGAAAGGGGAUGUUCGAGAAAGUGAAAAACUUUUCAGCAAGAUUUAUAAGAGGGGAGUAUCUCCAAAUUUGUUUACAUUCAAUAUUUUCAUUCAAGGGCUUUGCAAAAAAGGUUUGCUUGAUGAGGCUGUCGGAUUGUUGGAUGGAAUUAAGAGGGAAGGUCUAAAUCCUGAUGUUGUUACAUAUAAUACGUUGAUCUGUGGUUUGUGUAAAAAAUCUAAGGUUGACAAAGCUGAGUGCUAUCUGCGUACAAUGGUGAAUGAUGGGCUUGUCCCUGAUGGAUUUACCUACAACACUAUUAUUGAUGGAUAUUGCAAACAGGGUAAGAUCCAAAAUGCGGAUAAUCUUCUGAAAGAUGCUACUUAUAAGGGGUUUGUGCCUGAUGAAUUCACAUAUUGCUCAUUAAUUAAUGGUUUAUGGCAGGAGGGUGACAUAGAUCGUGCCAUGGAUGUAUUUGCUGAAGCUUUGGGGAAGGGAUUAAAGCCAAGUAUUGUUCUGUAUAAUACUGUGGUCAAAGGGUUGUCUCAGCAUGGGCUUAUUUUGCAAGCCUUGCAGCUGAUGAAUGAUAUGUCAGAAAAUGGUUGCAGCCCUGAUAUAUGGACCUAUAAUUUAGUUAUAAAUGGAUUGUGCAAGAUAGGGUGCGUUUCUGAUGCUAGUAAACUUAUGAAUGAUGCUAUUUCUAACGGCUGCCUUCCUGAUGUUUUUACCUUUAAUACAUUGAUUGAUGGUUACUGUAAAUUGUUGAAUUUGGAUGAUGCCAUUGAGGGAGUAAGUAGCAUGUGGAAUCAUGGUGUUACACCUGAUGUGAUAACAUAUAACACUCUAUUGAAUGGUCUUUGCAAGGCUGCAAGGAACGAAGAUGUGAUGGAAACCUUUAGAGCAAUGAAGGAGAAAGGAUGUGGUCCUAACAUCGUUACAUACAACAUACUUGUAGAAAGCCUUUGCAAAGCUCGGAAAAUAAGUGAAGCCCUGGACUUGCUUGAUGAAAUUCAAGAUAAAGGGUUAGCCCCAGAUAUUGUUUACUUUGGUGCAUUGAUUAAUGGUCUCUGUGAUUAUGGGGAUUUGGAUGGAGCGUACAAACUAUUUAGAAGAGCUGAACAAGAAUUUAAGGUUUCUCAUACAACUUCAUCGUACAACAUUAUGAUCAAUGCUUUCUGUGAAAAACUGAAGGUUAGCAUGGCGCAAAAGUUAUUUAGUGAAAUGGGUGACAAAGGCGCUAAUCCAGACAGUUACACUUACCGAGUCAUGAUUGAUGGUUUCUUGAGAGUAGGCAAUACUGACUCUGGGUAUGAUUUCCUUCUCCAAAAGGUUGAGAAGGGGUUUGUUCCUUUGCUGAUGACAUUUGGAAGGGUGCUGAAUUGUCUUUGUGUGAAACAUAGAAUUCCUGAGGCUGUUGGCAUCAUCCACCUUAUGGUGCGCAAAGGAAUUGUUCCUGAGGUUGUGGAUACAAUUUUUGAGGCUGAUAAAAGAGAGAUAGCAGCGCCAAAAAUUCUUGUGGAAGAUCUGCUGAAGAAGAAUCAUAUAACUUAUUCUGUUUACGAAAUUCUAUAUGACGGAAUUAGAGAUAAAAAGUUACUAAAGAAAAGGCUUCCAACUAGGUCUUCUCAUGCUAUUAGUUGAAGCAUUAAUUCCUAACUAGUGAAUAAACUUUCAAAUAGAAAAAUUAUACAUCUUGCCAGUGUGCCAUGCAGAACGAAACCAGAAGCUCAAAGUAAAAGCUGUAAGAGUUUUGGAGCUCCAGCUGCAUGGAGAGGUUAGUUCCUGCUAAGCUUGGAGUACUUGUUCAGCUCUUCAAAUUUUAUGACUGUAAUUCUGCUUCUAUGCCAUUAAAUCUUCAUUGAGAAAAAUCUCUUGUUAAUAAGAUUCAA
Messenger RNA from Humulus lupulus (European hop), 3057 nucleotides. Its product is annotated as putative pentatricopeptide repeat-containing protein At1g74580. The coding region runs from base 506 to 2809 and encodes 767 amino acids. The transcript has a single exon. The record is from RefSeq and is a predicted model, not a curated record. Gene Ontology annotation, molecular function: protein binding. Lineage: Eukaryota; Viridiplantae; Streptophyta; Magnoliopsida; Rosales; Cannabaceae.